Molecule: messenger RNA, 1414 nt
Organism: Orbicella faveolata
Lineage: Eukaryota; Metazoa; Cnidaria; Anthozoa; Scleractinia; Merulinidae
Product: nucleolar protein 4-like
Source: RefSeq, a predicted model, not a curated record
UGGCCCAUUAUUUCCCGGUGCCUCCUGGUUUAGCUUCGGUGAUUUUGGCGUUUCACCACACGAUUGUGGACGGGUUCCGUCAAUACCCGUCAAAGCGAUUUCGAGGGAAGAAGAAGUUCAACGAUUGUCGAGCUUUCGACGGUACGAGUGACUUAGAAGCGCUUGGGUGCGGCGAAAGUUUAAGGCUUGUUUGUACCCCUCGUCUCUCUGUGGCGUUGUCUAGUCCAUUGAAGAUGUCGACCAAAGCCCUUGCAGCCAUUGCGAAGGUCAAGUCGGAGCAUAUUCUAAAGGAAUCAGAUGUAGAAGCAUCAUUCUCCAGCCACGACUCAGAUGAAGAAGGUGCUACAUAUGGGGUGAAGAGAUUUAAAAGGGACAUCGCAGAGGACGUGUUUGAAGAGAAUGGUAACAGAAAUGGCAUGGGCUCACCAGUAGUGGAACAUGAACUUAUGGAUACAGCACUGAAUGGAGGUCAUGGCAAUGAUUUACCUAGAGAUGCUGCUAUUUGUCAAAGUGAUGAAAACUUGGCUGCAAAAGGACUAUUACCAGGCUAUCAGACUUAUUCUACAGACCAAAAGCAAGAGGUUGUCAAUUACGCUAAGGAAACUACAGUACGUGAAGCCUCUCGCAAGUACAAUGUACCUCGCUCAACUGUCCAAGUCUGGUGCAAACAUGGUCCUCCUACAAAAAAGGAGAAACGUUCCCCUGGAGGGGGUGGACGUCGCUUAAGCUACUCUAAUGAAACUGAUGAGAAACUUUUGCAGUGGGUGCUCAGGCAGCAAGAGAAAGGGACGCCUGUCACCAGAGAUGCAAUCCAGGCCCAAGCCAGAUUGCUUGUUCGUGAUGAAUGUCCUGAAUUUAAAGCUUCCAGUGGAUGGGUAGAGAAGUUUCUUGCCCGGCAUAGUUUGACGAUUGCAACUAAAAUGUCGUCACAGAAUCCAAGUGAGGCCAUCCCAAUUUCAUAUGUGGUCCCAGUUGCAUCCAUUCCAAUCGGAAGCUCAGGGGUAUUAAACCACAAUGCAAACAGUCCUCGAGCAGCUGAUGGACGCAGUGUGACAAGUGAAGACACUCGUAGUGACAGUGGAAAAAGCGAGGAGGAUGGUGAGCUUUAUGAUGCUACCUCACCUGCUCAACUGGAGAACACAGUCCCUGCUGUUAUUAGGGUGAGAAAGCUUUGCACUAAAUACAUUGUUGCUUUUACUGUCCUCUUUGUUGAAGAGUAAUGGUUUGAAUAGAAGCAAGCAAGUUUAAGUACUUUAAAUAUGGUAGUGGGUACAAAGAUUAUUUAAUUCUUUUUUGCCUGGCCUGGCUCAUGAAAGAGCCCUACUCAGUCAACCACUUGUCCAAUAUGGCCAAGAGGUGAGCUAUCAUGAUUAAGUCAGUCUUUUUUUUUUUUCUGCGGUGGGAUAUACACAAU